Messenger RNA from Phalaenopsis equestris, 1240 nucleotides. Its product is annotated as F-box/WD repeat-containing protein 1A-like. Gene Ontology annotation, molecular function: protein binding. Lineage: Eukaryota; Viridiplantae; Streptophyta; Magnoliopsida; Asparagales; Orchidaceae. The record is from RefSeq and is a predicted model, not a curated record.
AUUGUUCCCCAUUUCUGAAACAUCUUUCUUCCGGAGUGAGAUGCAAAGAGAUGAUACUAUCUUGGCCACCUCAAGCUCAGAUCGUACAAUCCGGCUUUGGUGGAAGGGUAGUCCCCAGCGUUGUUUUAAAGGUCAUAGUGGCCCAGUCACUGUUCUCGCUGAUACCUUGCUUGGUGAUUGUGACUCAAAGUUUCUUGUCAGUGGAGGGGAAGAUAGUACUGUUCGCCUUUGGUCUGUUGGUUCAGGAAGAAUGCAUGGUCAUCCAGCUGUAACAUAUCACGGUCAUGAGAAAUCCAUUUCAUUUCUCUCCGUGGCUAGACACAAGGCUUCUCUUUUGGUGAGCUUGGCAAAGGAUUCACGGGUUAGGGUCUGGGAUGCAAUGGCAUCGUCAUCUUCCGGUUCCUCUUCCUGUGUAGGGAUGGCUUCUGUUUCUGGCCCUCCUGUUGGUAUGCAGUGUUAUGAUUCACUGUGCUAUAUUGCUAGUGGCAUGACUGUAACGGCAAUUGAUUUGAGAACCAUGAAGAGCGUUGCAACUAUUUCUGUUCAUUCCCCAAAGACAUAUUCUUUUGAGAUGCUACCCUCAAAAUGGUUACUUUGCACUGGUGGAGAAGAUAAGGCUAUGCUGUGGGAUAUCAGGAAAAGUCAAGCGAAGCCUGCGCCUAUUGCAGAGUUAGGACACACUGGUCCAGUCAAGUACCUGCAUAUGGACUCUUACAAAAUAGUCACAGCAGGGCCAUCUGAUUGCUGUGUAAAUGUUUGGGAAACUGACACAGGCAACCUGGCGAAUGCACUGGACCUUUUUAACAAGCUCUCAUUCCAAAAUCCAACUGAAAAGCCUGUAGGAUUUAGUGCCAUGGCUGUGGAUGGUUACAGGUUAGUGACCAGCUGCGGUGAUCGGGGAUGCGUGUCGGUCAGGGACUUCUCAAAUUGUUCUAUUCCUAUUUCAUCAUCAUCUUGUUCCAAAGUUGGUUCCAAGUUUUGGGAGGCGAAUCAUUGCUUAGAUGCUUGAUCUAUGCCACCAAAUGUACGUAUCCAAUUUUACAGAUUUGUAUAAAGGAUGAACCAUCAUAUUUCUCUUUGAUUAUUCUUGUGCUGGACUAUUUUUCACUGCUCAUUCCAAUGUGAAGACCUGCACAGUUGCUGGUUUUGUCCUUCGUUAUGAUGUUCUUAGAAGGGGAAGAAUAAGAAAGGAUUACGCAUCACUGAAUUCUUGUUUUAUUACCCCCAGCAUAUACGGAAA